Molecule: messenger RNA, 711 nt
Organism: Closterium sp. Naga37s-1
Lineage: Eukaryota; Viridiplantae; Streptophyta; Zygnematophyceae; Desmidiales; Closteriaceae
Source: the annotation of a GenBank genome assembly
AUGCACGUUUUCGCCCAACUUUAUGUAGAAUUUAGAGUGGUCGCCAUGGCGAGGUCCUUCGAAGGCCAAGUCGCGUCUGCCCCGUCUGACCGUUUGUUAUUAAAAUCAUUAAAUUGCCCCAUCUGCCCCUGCCUCAAAGCUGCAGUUGAGCAGGCCAAGGCGCGUCGGCGGGUGAGGGGGGAGAGCGGGCUCUUGGCAGGGGAGUCAGGAGUGGAAGAGGGUGACGUGGCAGUGGAGGGGGGUGACGUGGCGAGGUGGGAAGAGGUGGCAGCACAAGCCAAGGCCAUGGAGAAAUCUUCCCUGCUGCCAUCUCAUGCCGACUAUGUGCCAUCUCAUGCCGACUAUGUGCCAAAAUCCCCCUUCUUCUCAUCCUCUCAUUCCUGCCCUUCCUGUCUCUCCCUGCUCCCCACCCUCUGUACCCCCUGCAAUGGCACAAUGGUGGGGCAGGUGGAGGUGGAUGUGUUGACAGGGGCAGUGGAGGUGCAGUGUGCUGACACACACUAUGACUGUGCGCGCAGCCUCAACCCGGCUGUCGACAUCGGGCAGGUGCAUGCAUGUGCACGCCAUGUGCAUGCAUGUGCACGCCAUGUGCAUGCAUGUGCACGCCAUGUGCAUGCAAUUGUUCAUCCAUCCACACGCACCCCUCUAUCCUUUCAGCAACCGGUGCGUCCCCAUACAUCGUGUUUCUUGUUGCAGUUUCUUCCCUCUUAG